AUGAAGAACUUUUUAGUACGAAUCGCUUCAGAGAGAAAUGAAGAGAUAUGUAAUAAGAUUACAAAAAUAUUUAGUGACAAUUUUUUAGAACCUAAUGAUAAUUUAGAUAAUAAAAAGGAUAAAUAUAUAUUAACAGACAAUUAUGUAGAAAGAUAUAUAAUUCCAUAUUUAUAUAAACAAAAUAGUCACAAUAAUUUAUAUUCAGUAAAUUGUGAAUUAGAUAUACCAACAGAAAGUUUGUCGCCAAAUAAAAUAAAUAUACAUUUAUAUGGAUGUCAAAUAUAUUUUGAAAAUAUAGAAAAUACUUCAUAUAACCAAAUUAAAAAUGAAGAUAAUAUUUUUCCAAUAAAAACAUAUAAAAUAAAGAAUAAAAAUGUUUUAUUGAUACAUGGUUUUUUUAAUUAUAGAGAUAAUGUACAAAAUGGUAAAUGUGAAACAAAUAAAAAUAAGAAUAAUUGUGUAAAAGAUUUAUAUAAUUAUAUUAAAAAUAAUGGAAAUAUAAAAACUAAUCUUAAAGAUUGCUUAAAAAAUAUUGAAGGAAAUUUUGUUAUAAUUUAUAUUGAAUAUGAAAAAGAUAAACAAAUAAAUAUAUAUUUUUUUAAUGAUCAAUUUGGUAUGAAAUCAUUUAUUUAUUUUUAUGAACAAAAUAGUAUAAUAUUAACAAAUAUGUAUAACCCUUUUAUUCAUUAUAAAUUUAAUUAUAUCAAUGUAAAAAAAAAUGAAUAUAUAUUUAAUGAUGAGUCUAUAAAUAAAUAUGAAAAUUUAUUUGAAAGUAGUAAUAAUCUAAUAUAUGAUAAAGACAAAUAUAUAAAUUCUGAUCAUAUAAAUUAUAAAAAUAAUAUUUCGAUAAAUAACAAAAUAGGGAUUAAUAUACCCCCAUAUAAUAUAUAUAAAAUAAUUUUUAAUAAAAAUUGUGAAAUUUUAUUUGAAAAAAUAAAAAAAGAUAAUUGUAUAUAUACUGAAGAUUAUCAAUGGGAAAAUAAAGAAAUAUCAUUAAAAGAUAGUUUUGAAAUUAUAAUAAAUUUUUUAAAAAAAAAUAUAUUUCUUUUUUCUGACAUAAAUUAUGAACUAGAUAUAGAUCAAUUAAAUAUUAUCAUUAAAACGUUGUGUAACCAAAUAAAAGACAAUCCAAAAGAUAAAGAAAAUUUUCAAAAUAUAUUAUCAGAAAUAAAAUUAAAUAACAUUUUUAUUAACUUAUAUUUAAAAUUAUUAAAUUAUGUUAUUAAAAAAAAAAUACAAAAUUUUUUUAACUCGAAUAAUUCUCAAAAAAGACAAAAUGAAAUAAACUUUUGUACAUAUCAAAAUAAUACACAAUCUUCUUUUACAACCAAAUCAAUUACAAUUUUAUUUUCGGGAAGUGUUGAUUCUAUGUUAUUAUCUAUAAUUACUAUACACAAUUUUUUUAGUAUAUAUGAAAAUGGGUAUAUAGAACUAAUUAAUGUAUGUUUUGAUGAAAAUGCUAUAGAUAGAUAUACAUGUUUAGUUUCUUAUGAACAAAUAAAUAAAAUGUUUCCAAAAUAUGAUAUUAGAUUAUUAUUAAUAGAUGUAAAACCUCAAGAUCUUAUUAAAUAUGAAAAAAUUAUUUAUUUUGUUAUGUCUCCGAAUAGUUCUAUAAUGGAUUAUAAUAUAUCAUCUGCAUUAUUUUUUGCAAAUUUUAAAAAAGGGUAUAUUUUAUCUCCUACUUUUUUUAGUACACCUGAUUGGAAAUGUAUAAAAAAAAAAGUUUUGCCUUUUAUUAACAUAAAUAUGCAAAAAAACGAAUUACCAAAAUUAAAAACACAAAAAGAAAAUCAAUCAAAAAAUAAAUGUUCUGUUUGCGAAUUUAAAAUGAAUCCUAAUUGUGUCCAUAAAGCAUGUUCAUUAUGUUGUAGAAAAUUAAGAUAUAUAUAUUAUAAUAGGUUUUUUUUAAAAAAAAAUAAAAAUGAUGAAGAAAUUACCAAAACUGAGAUUGCACAAUCUGCUUGCCCUUCUACAACCGUCAAAAAGGAGGGAAAAGAAGAGGAGAAAGCGGAGGAGAAAGCGGAGGAAAAAGGAAAAGAAGAGGAAAAGCAUAGCGGGCUGUAUCAAGUUCACGUGGAUUCUGAAACGGGAAAAGAUGUUAUUUAUUUGUUUGUCAAAAAAAAAAAAGUGUUAAUAAAUUUUGACAUAUAUUAUAACUGCAUUGCGCAUAAAGAAAGGCUAUAUAAUUAUCAAGAGAUAGAUAAUCUGUUUACUAAUUUUAAUAAAGAGUUGAGCAAAUUUAACAGAUCGAAGGAAAAUUGUGAGAAUGGUCAGGAGAAUGGUCAGGAAAAUGGUCAGAAUGGUCAGAAUGGUCAGGAAAAUCGCUCGCAUAACAAUUUCGUAGACAAUUUUGUGAACAAUUUUAUACAGAUCGAAAAGGCAAAUUUAAAUUCGAACGGUACAAAUAGUGAAGAGCAAAUAAGGAACUUGCUGUGUAAAAAAAAAAAAACAGAAAAAAAAAAUAAAAAUUUUUUCCUAAAUAGCGAUAUAAAAGAGGAAGAAGAAAGUUUGAACCACUUGAGCAAAGAGUUGUAUAGAAGAUGUAAUGGGGUGGGUUUAUCAAAAAGCGAAGAAGAAAAAGAAAGAAGAUGUUAUUGCAAAGAUAGAAUGAUUAUAAUUGGAAGUGGAGCCGAUGAAUUAUAUGGUGGGUACUAUAGACAAAAUAAUAAAAUUCAAGAAAAUGGAAAUUUAAAAAAGAAUAAUUAUAAAUUAAAAGAAAUGAUAAAGGAUAUAAAAAGAUUAUGGAUUAGAAAUUUAUAUAGAGACGAUAGAAUAAUUACAUAUGCAAAUAAAUGUGAACAAUAUGUUUUUUAUCCAUAUUUAGAUAUAAAUUUAAUAAAUUUUUUAUUUUCUAUUCCAUUUCAAAUUGUUGAAAAACCAAUAAAUAUUAUAAACUUGUGCGAAAAUGAAAAUGAAGAUGAAAAUAACAAUUUAAUUUGUUCUCAAAUUAAUGAACAUAUUACAAAUAGUGAUAAAAAUAAUGUUGAAAUAAAAUUUAAUUAUUUAAUAAACAAUUUAGAUGAACAUUAUAAAUUAUAUACAUCUAUAAAUGAUUAUAAAAUUUGUAAGUGGAUCUUAAGAAUGUCUCUAUAUUUUUUAAAAUUAAAAAAUGUUAUGUUUUUUAAAAAAAAAGCUAUUCAAUUUGGGUCAAAAGCAAAACACAUUUCAAAAUAUAUGGAAGAUUUUAUUUCAUCAUGCACUUAUGAAAAUAAAGAAGAAAAAAAAGAGGAAAAAAAAGAGGAAAAAAAAGAGGAAAAAAAAGAGGAAAAAAAAGAGGAAAAAAAAAAAGAAAAAAAAAAAGGAGAUGAUCAAUAUACAUUAAGUUGUAUUCAAAAUGUGUCAGUACAAAGUUAA
Molecule: messenger RNA, 3354 nt
Organism: Plasmodium yoelii
Lineage: Eukaryota; Apicomplexa; Aconoidasida; Haemosporida; Plasmodiidae
Product: conserved Plasmodium protein, unknown function
Exons: 1
Coding region: 1-3354 (1117 amino acids)
Source: RefSeq, a predicted model, not a curated record